Messenger RNA from Salarias fasciatus (jewelled blenny), 5212 nucleotides. It is a transcript of the gene phkb, whose product is annotated as phosphorylase kinase, beta. Gene Ontology annotation, molecular function: calmodulin binding. Gene Ontology annotation, cellular component: phosphorylase kinase complex. Lineage: Eukaryota; Metazoa; Chordata; Actinopteri; Blenniiformes; Blenniidae. The coding region runs from base 140 to 3397 and encodes 1085 amino acids. Gene Ontology annotation, biological process: glycogen metabolic process. The record is from RefSeq and is a predicted model, not a curated record. The transcript is spliced from 32 exons.
GUUUCUUCAUAUUUUGACAUUUGAACAUGGCGAGUUUGGCAGAUGUCGGCUGGAAACUCCUGGAAUUCAAGGCCAGGUCCAAACGUUCAGACUUGUGAUUUAGCUGACAGACGAUUGGGAUUAAUUUCACCUUUUGAGAAUGGCCGGCUCGGCUCAGCCUGCCCCCCAGGCCCGGAGGAAAGUUCACCGGCUCGGCUCCAUCUAUGAACCACUCAAACUGUCCAUCCUUCAGCGGGAGGAUGAGCCGCUAUGGGAGAAACUGGAUCGCUACUACAGUGCUGUGAAGGCGACCAUCCUGAACUACCAGAGUCCCACCACGGGCCUCUUCCCCGUCAACACCUGCUCCACCUGUAAGGAGGCCAAAGUCCGGGACUCGCUGUACUGUGCAGCCAGCGCCUGGGCCCUGGCCGUGGCCUACAGGCGUAUCGACGACGACCUGGGUCGGACUCACGAGCUGGAGCACUCCGCCAUCAAGUGCAUGCGCGGCAUCCUGUACUGCUACAUGCGGCAGGCUGAUAAGGUGGAGCAGUUCAAACAAGACCCCAGCCCCUCCAAGUGUCUGCACUCCGUCUUCAACGUGGACACUGGCGACGAGGUGCACGUCUACAGCGACUACCACCACCUGCAGAUCGAUGCUGUGUGUCUCUUCCUGCUCUACCUGGUGGAGAUGAUCUGCUCCGGCCUGCAGAUCAUCUACAACACUGAUGAGGUUUCCUUCAUCCAGAACCUGGUGUUCUGCGUGGAGAGAGCCUACAGGGUGCCGGACUACGGCAUGUGGGAGCGAGGAAGUAAAUACAACAACGGCAGCACAGAGCUGCACUCCAGCUCCGUGGGCCUCGCCAAGUCGGCUCUGGAGGCCAUCAAUGGAUUCAACCUAUUUGGAAACCAGGGCUGCUCCUGGUCGGUGAUAUUCGUGGAUCUGGAUGCUCACAACAGGAACCGGCAGACGCUCUGCUCUCUGCUGCCCCGAGAGUCUCGCUCCCACAACACGGAUGCGGCGCUGCUUCCAACCAUCAGCUACCCCGCCUUCGCCGUGGACGACGACGCCCUCUACAGUCAGACUCUCGACAAGAUCGUCCGGAAGCUGCGCGGCAAGUAUGGAUUCAAGCGCUUCCUCCGGGACGGGUACCGCACGGCCAACGAGGACAAGAACCGCCGCUACUACAAGCCAGCUGAGAUGAAGCUUUUUGAUGGCAUCGAGUGCGAGUUCCCCAUGUUUUUCAUCUACAUGAUGAUUGACGGGAUGUUCAGGGGAAAUAAGGAUCAAGUGAAAGAAUAUGAAGACCUCCUGGAUCCCGUCAUCUUCCACUCGUAUGAAGGACACGCAAUCAUCCCCAAGUACUACUACGUCCCCGCUGACUUCGUGGAGGCGGAGCAGAGCAAGCAUGGCAGCCAGAAGCGUUUCCCCAGCAACUCGGGCCGCGACGGGAAGAUCUUCCUGUGGGGUCAGGCCCUGUACAACAUCGCCAAGCUGCUCGUGGACGAACUGAUCAGCCCGAAGGACAUCGAUCCGAUCCACCGCUACGUUCCUCGACAGGACCAGCGGAACGUCAGCAUGCGCUACUCCAACCAGGGGCCCAUCGAGAACGACGUGGUGAUCCACGUGGCGCUGAUCGCCGAGAGCCAGAGACUGCAGGUGUUUCUGAACACGUAUGGCAUCCAGACGCAGACGCCGCAGCAGGUGGAGCCCAUCCAGAUCUGGCCUCAGAAGGAGCUGGUGAAGGCGUACCGUUUCCUGGCCAUCAAUAAGAAGCUGGGUUUGAGUGGGCGUCCAGAGAGGCCGGUGGGCUGCAUCGGCACCUGCAAGAUUUAUCGUAUCCUGGGAAAGACGGUGGUGUGCUACCCGAUAGUGUUCGAUCUGAGCGACUUCUACUUGUCGCAGGACGUGAUGCUGCUGAUCGAUGACAUUAAGAACGCCCUGCAGUUCAUCAAGCAGUGCUGGAAGAUGCCGGGCCGUCCUCUCUUCCUGGUCCUCAUCCGUGAGGAUAACAUCAAGGGGAGCCGCUUCAACCCCGUGCUGGACAUGCUGGCCUCCUUCAAGAAGGGAAGCAUCGGAGGGGUCAAAGUUCACGUGGACAGACUGCAGACUCUGAUCUCCGGAGCGGUGGUGGAGCAGCUGGACUUCCUCCGUGUCAACGAGGCAGAGAUCCCGGAGUUCAAGAGCUUCGAGGAGCUGGAGCUUCCGAAGCACUCCAAGGUGAAGAGGCAGACGAGCACGCCCAACGCCUCGGACCUGGAGCAGCAGCCGGAGAUCAGCGUGGACGAGUGGCUCAACAGGCCCACGCACGAGAUCAUCCAGAAGUUCCACGACUGCGACUGUCUGGCGAGCCAGGCUCAGCUCGCGAGCAUCCUCCUCCGCAGAGAGGGUCCAGACUUCCUGUCCAGAGACGAGAACCUGCGAGAUGAACUGGAGAGAAUCUACAGACGGGCUGGAAGCAGAAAGCUUUGGCUGGCAGUGCGCAUUGCCGCCGCCAUUCUCGGGAAGUUUGCCGGCUCUAUAGCUCCUCACAUCACCACCAUUCUGGUGCAUGGGAAACAGGUGACCCUGGGAGUGUUCGGCCAUGAGGAGGAGGUGAUCUCCAACCCGCUGUCCCCGGGUGUGAUCCAGGGCAUCAUCUACAGCAAGUGCUGCCUGCCCGGCGGCGAGCGGGAGGCCGUCCUGCAGCAGGAGCUGGUCAUCCACAUCGGUUGGAUCAUCUCCAACAACCCGGAGCUGUUCAGCGGCAUGCUCAAGAUCCGAGUGGGGUGGAUCGUCCAGGCCAUGAAGCACGAGCUGAAGAUCCGUUCAGGAGACAUGGCUCCGCAGGACAUCUACCAGCUGUCCCCCAGCGACAUCAAGCAGCUGCUGCUGGACGUGCUGCAGCCGCAGCAGACCGGCAGGUCCUGGCUCAACAGGCGGCAGAUCGAUGGCGCUCUGAACCGGACCCCUCUGGGCUUCUAUGACCGCGUGUGGCAGAUCCUGGAGAGGACCCCCUUCGGCAUCGUGGUGGCCGGGACCCACCUCCCACAGCAACCCACGCUGUCCGACAUGACCAUGUACGAGAUGAACUUCUCUCUGCUGGUGGAGGACACGCUGAAGAGCAUCGUGCUGCCCGAGUACAGACAGAUCAUCGUGGAGCUCCUCAUGGUGGUGUCCAUCGUGCUGGAGAGGAACCCGGAGCUGGAGUUUGGAGAUAAGGUGGAUCUGGACAGUUUGGUGAAAGAAGCUUUCAACGACUUCCAGAGAGACCGGAGCCGACUGGAAGGAGCAGAGAAGCAGGACACCAUGGAGGUUUUCUACAACACGUCAGCGGUGGGGAAACGAGGAACGUCCAGCUACCUGACCAAGGCCGUGAUGAUCCAGCUGCUGCAGGGCGACAUCAAGCCCUGCAAGGACGACCCCUGCUCCGUCAGCUAGACCCCGCUCCGUCAGCUAGACCCCGCUCCGUCAGCUAGACCCCGCUCCGUCAGCUAGACCCCCGCUCCCUCAGCUAGACCCCGCUCCGUCAGCUAGACCCCGCUCCGUCAGCCAGACCCCGCUCCGUCAGCCAGACCCCUGCUCCGUCAGCUAGAUCCCCGCUCCCUCAGCUAGACCCCCGCUCCCUCAGCUAGACCCCUGCUCCGUCAGCCAGACCCCGCUCCGUCAGCCAGACCCCGCUCCGUCAGCUAGACCCCCGCUCCGUCAGCUGGACCCCCGCUCCGUCAGCUGGACCCCCGCUCCCUCAGCUAGACCCCUGCUCCCUCAGCUAGACCCCUGCCCCGUCAGCCAGACCCCGCUCCGUCAGCUAGACCCCUGCUCCGUCAGUCAGACCCCCACUCCGUCAGCUAGACCCCUGCUCCGUCAGCUGGACCCCCGCUCCCUCAGCUGGACCCCCGCUCCCUCAGCUAGACCCCCGCUCCGUCAGCUGGACCCCCGCUCCCUCAGCUAGACCCCUGCUCCCUCAGCUAGACCCCUGCCCCGUCAGCCAGACCCCGCUCCGUCAGCUAGACCCCUGCUCCGUCAGUCAGACCCCCACUCCGUCAGCUAGACCCCUGCUCCGUCAGCUGGACCCCCGCUCCCUCAGCUGGACCCCCGCUCCCUCAGCUAGACCCCCGCUCCCUCAGCUGGACCCCCGCUCCCUCAGCUAGACCCCGCUCCGUCAGCCAGACCCCGCUCCCUCAGCUAGACCCCCGCUCCCUCAGCUAGACCCCCGCUCCGUCAGCCAGACCCCCGCUCCGUCAGCUAGACCCCUGCUCCGGCACAUCGUCUAACACCAGCCACUCUCACCAUGGAGCUCUGACUAUGACCUUUAACCCCUCUCACUUUCAGUUAUAGUUCAAAGUGACAGUUGGAGGAAUCUGAUCCGACUCUCUUGUUUUAUUUUUCAGUGUAAAUGUAAUAAUCCACGCACUCGGCUAGCUGUUUGUUACCAUCAUGAAGUGACCCACUGAACCCAGAUAACGACAGCAAACAGUCGCGCCUUACAACCACCGUCCGAUACAAACUCAAACCAAACAGCAAGCAGAUCCACAGGCAGCAUGAAUCAGCAGAGGAACUGUCCAUCACUGCAGAAAAGGACUCACAGUUAGGAGGAGAUGCAGCGAACCGCAUGUGAAGCUAACAGAUUAGAAGUUACUGCAUAAAGAAAGUAUGAGAAGUGUUUCCCUGACGUCCGACUGGAUCUGCUGGAAAUCUGUGUAGAAACCAGGUCUUAACGAUUUGUGACGUUUGAAUGAGUCUUCCUGAUAUUUAACGCUUGAUUCAUCUUCCUAUUCGUGCUUCUUGUAAACGUCCAUCAUGCUCAGCGUGCCAUUCAGUGUAGGAGUAUAGAUGUGUGUGCGUGCGUGUGUGUGAGUGUGUGUGUGUUGGGUUUCUCUGAAGAACUCGCCGUCCUCUGCUGCAUGACAAUAGCUCCUGUUUGCCGUCACCAUUGUGAGAGUUUUCCUCUGAAGGCUCCAAACACACAUUUGAGAGGUGUGUGUUUUCACAAUGGCUCUCUGCAUGACAAAGCCGGCUGCUCGUCUCCAGCCCGCCGCCCGCCGCAAACGGCUGUUUUGUUGAGCGCGAGCCACGGAAAUGAUGGCUGCCAUCCCUCGGUAGAAAUGAUAAAAGACUGCUCCAACUCCCGAGAAAGCCUGCCUCACCGAGCGUCACCGCACGGUGUGUGUGUGUGUGUGUGUGUCUUUUGCCCUUGUUGUCAAAAAGAAUUAUUUUUAACUUACAAACUGACUUGGAAAAAUAAAGUUGUGGAAC